Molecule: messenger RNA, 852 nt
Organism: Trichomonas vaginalis G3
Lineage: Eukaryota; Parabasalia; Trichomonadida; Trichomonadidae
Exons: 1
Coding region: 1-852 (283 amino acids)
Source: RefSeq, a predicted model, not a curated record
AUGUUUUCUUCUUGGAGUUGGUCUGGGUGGCAUUAUUUAAUUUCAUGCGUCUUUCCAUUCUUAAUAUCUCUUCUAGAACUCAUUUUUAUAUGCACACAGAUUGAUAUAGAUAUUCUUCCUACAGAACCAAUUAAUAGUAUCCCUGUUACAAUGAUUUUCUUUAAAUUUUUAGAAGGAAUGGCACAUUUCACAGUAUAUUAUCUCGGUGUAGAAGGUCCAGAACAACUAUUUGGCGAUAGAAAUUGGUUGAUCAUAGUAAUUUUAGUAAUUUUUGCAUAUCCAAUUUACUUUUUAUUCAAACUUCCAUUCGUAGUUAUCAGAAUCUUUCUCAGACUUGGUUCUCCUGGAGCAAUUUGGGAAAGAAUGUUUUCUAACACAGGAUUUUCAUUAGAAAAAUUACGAAUAGAUGAUUCAAAUUGUCCAUUAUUUGUAUUUAGAUGCAUUUAUAUCGGAUUACCUUUUAUAAUUUUUGCGUUAAUCUACGUUAUAUUAAUUAUUGCAUUAUCACCGCUCUGGUAUUUCAUAUUUUCAUGCUGGUCGAUGGGAUGCUUUGGAAUUGCUGCAACAAUGGCAAUUUUAUAUACAGAAGAGGAUCCUCUCACAGCUCAAGAUAGAUGUCUUCGAGUUCAUUUCAACAAUCAAUGUAUUCACUUAUUUACAACAGCAUCUGAUAUCAUAUUCACAGCUAUUCAUCUUGCAUUAGCACAUGUAAGCGUAAUUGGUGUUUUUCUAUGUGUUGUUGCUUCAAUUUCAUUUAUUUUCCAUGCAAUAUAUUGUGUACAUGAAAUUUAUGAUAGAUGUAAUCAGCGUGGUACACAUUGCUGCAGUUGCUGCUCCAAAGAUGAUUUAUAA